This is a messenger RNA of Patiria miniata (bat star), 1662 nucleotides long. RefSeq names its product DNA methyltransferase 1-associated protein 1-like. Bases 51 to 1574 code for a protein of 507 amino acids. Gene Ontology annotation, molecular function: transcription corepressor activity. Gene Ontology annotation, cellular component: Swr1 complex; nucleus; NuA4 histone acetyltransferase complex. The transcript is spliced from 12 exons. NCBI's taxonomy places the organism in Eukaryota, Metazoa, Echinodermata, Asteroidea, Valvatida, Asterinidae. Gene Ontology annotation, biological process: DNA repair; negative regulation of transcription by RNA polymerase II; chromatin remodeling. The record is from RefSeq and is a predicted model, not a curated record.
UUUUCUACUUGGUAUUCUCGCUUUUAAUAAUCAGGGUUUGACGUGCCAUCAUGGCUGAUGUCCGAGAUAUCUUGGAGUGGGAUGUUGAUGUUCAGGCUGAGCCGGGAAGUGCCCCGAGUUCGUCCGUUUCCACCGGCGGAGAUUCGGCGGCACAGCAAAUGCGCAAGAAAGACGAGAUCAUUGGGUCGCAUGCAUCUGACAAAAAACAGAGAUCUCGGAAGAGCCAGGAGCCAACCUUCAAACGUCCAGAAGGGAUGCACAGGGAAGUCUAUGCACUGCUCUACUCGGAUAAAAAAGAUCCACCUCCACUGAUCCCGUCAGACACCAACAAGGGAUACAAACAGAUGAAAGCUAAACUUGGUCGAAGUAAAGUCCGACCCUGGAAGCGAAUGCCAUUCACUAACCCUGCAAGAAAAGACGGUGCAGUGUUUCAUCACUGGAGGAGAGUAGCCGAUGAAGGCAAAGACUAUCCCUUUGCUCGCUUUAACAAGGAGGUGUCGAUACCACUGUACACCAGUCAAGAGUACCAGCUUCAUCUACACGAUGAGAAAUGGACCAAGCAGGCUACCGACCACCUGUUUGACCUCUGUAACCGCUUUGACCUCCGCUGGGUCGUAGUUCACGAUCGCUUUGACUACGCUUCCUAUGGGAGGCGCAGCAUUGAAGAUAUGAAGGAGCGUUAUUACAACAUCAUCAACAAGCUGGCCAAGGCUCGGGCUGACCCUAACCUGAGCAACAGAGCCGCGCAGGUCUACGACGCCGAACACGAACGCAAGAGGAAAGAACAGCUGCUGAGAUUGUUCAAUCGGACACAGGAACAGGUUGAGGAAGAGGAGAUGCUUAUAGCUGAACUGAAAAAGAUCGAACUGCGUAAGAAAGAGCGUGAGAAGAAGACCCAGGACCUGCAGAAGCUGAUCACGGCCGCCGACAACAACGCGGAGCUGCGACGAACUGAACGGAAGAUCACGAAGAAGAAGAUACAACUGCCUCAGAGUAAAUCCAGGAAAGAGCUUGAAGGAAGCUCCAAGCAAAUCCUGGAGACUGGUGGAAUCAAGUUUCCGGAUUUCAAGCAGUCUGGAGUAUAUCUCAGAAGUCAAAAGAUGAAACUUCCGUCUUCAGUUGGUCAGAAGAAGACAAAAGCAAUCGAGCAUUUGCUGGAUGAGUUGGGUAUCCCGAUCCAACCGAUGCCAACGGAAGAUAUAUGCCAGUUAUAUAACGAACUCAGGUCUGACAUGGUUCUUCUGUACGAGCUGAAGCUGGCCCAUGCCAACUGCGAAUUUGAGCUCCAGACGCUACGCCAUCGCUACGAGGCCUUAGCUCCUGGUAAACUCCCCUCCUCAGCGCUGUCCCUCAACCAGCAACCUCCGCCCACUGCUGAGGAGGAUGCUGAGGCCACGCCCACAUUGGGGGAGGAAGGAGUGGACGUGAAGAUGGAGGACAGCUCAGACGAUCAGUCCUCCAAGAAUAAGAAGGUUUCGGAGAUUAUUGAUGUCGUCACCACAUCGCCCUCAACACCACGCAAAAGACGAACGGCAAUUGAGCAGAGCAACAUGAUGAAAAAGCUGAAGAAAUGAUGAGUACAAUCUACUGCAUGCGCCAUUCAUUCCUGUUUAUCCUAACUGCCCUGAAUCUACUAAAAUCCACCGUUUGCAAGAUUUUGAU